This is a messenger RNA of Fibroporia radiculosa, 231 nucleotides long. RefSeq lists its product as uncharacterized. Bases 1 to 231 code for a protein of 76 amino acids. The transcript is spliced from 2 exons. The record is from RefSeq and is a predicted model, not a curated record. Lineage: Eukaryota; Fungi; Basidiomycota; Agaricomycetes; Polyporales; Fibroporiaceae.
AUGGGGUACAGACAGGCUGCCGUCCUCGCCUCGGUCUCUUUCUUCCUCGGCGUGCUGUUCCUCUGCUUCUCCGUCGACUACAAAAUCCUUUUCGCGCCGCUCACGGAGGACAUCAUCAACGAUGGUCUCGCGUUCUACACGACGUUCUACCACUCGCCCGCCGCGAUCAAGGCACGUCCUCGCAGCCCUCUUUCUCCCCUCUUCUCGUCUGACACCCCGUGCGAGCACUAA